AUGGGUGCUAUCAUGGAAGAUUCAGCUUUAGGUGUGGAAGUUCCUGACAACACAAUUGAAUUCGUUGCUGUUAAGGAAGAGAAAACUGAAGAUAAAAGUGAAGAGAAUGGCUGUAAAAUAAAAAAAGUCAUUGAGGAUAUUGACGAAGUGAAUGCUAUAUACAUCAAGACAGAAUUUGAGGUAAAUACAAGUAAUGAAAGUCCAGUUCAAGAAGAAAUCAACAAUCUGAGGGAAGCAGGUUCAAUUAGCUCAGAUGUUUUGACGUGUGAAGAGGAAGAUCCCUUGCUCUUGCCAGAGCGGUUUGCUUCCGAGGUCUGUGGGGACUUCUGCUCACCAGACCAGAUGUUCCAUAAGAAAGGCAGUGAUGAGGAAACGCACAAAAAGCUGGAUGCAAAAGAGAAACGUUUCAUUUGUGAGAUCUGUGGCAAGAAAUUCACUCGGAGGAGUAAACUUUCAAUUCACAUUAGGGUACAUACAAGAGAAAAGCCCUAUAGUUGUGAUGUUUGUAAUAAAGCCUUCUCUCAAAAACAUCACUUGGUGGAACAUGUGAGAAUCCAUACGAAAGAGAAGCCUUAUACCUGUGAAAUAUGUUCUAAGCCUUUCUGUGGGAGAAGUAAUCUUGUGAAACACAUGAGAGUGCAUACAAAGGAGAAGCCAUUUAGUUGUGAUAUGUGUAAUAGAGCUUUCUCUGAGAAAGCUGCUCUGGGGAGACAUGUGAGAAUACAUACAAAAGAAAAGCCAUUUAAGUGUGUGAGAUGUAGUAAAUCAUUCUCUGAGAAAGGUAACCUCAUGAAGCACAUGCGAGUGCACACACAAGAGCCUGAUAACUAUGGGAAGAUGAGAAAAAGCAUUUUCCCAGAGAGGGACAUUGUUGGUUCACAGGGCUUGAUAUCUCUUCCCUUGCAAGGAGGUGAAGUGGUCUUCAUGCAUACAACCGAACAACCAGGCCCUUGUCUAGGUGACCUGCCAUCCACGGGUCUGCCCUCCUUGGAAGCAGUUCAGCUUAUAGCAUCAUUGAGUGAAGGUGUAUCAGUGUUGGCUCCUGGAACUCAUGAGAAAACUGCGAAGGGAACCACAUCACAUAGAUUACGGCCAAGGAUCUUGGGGAACACGUGGGGAACCGGGGAGUUCUUGAAAGCCCAGUCUGGGAGGAAAGUGACAUUAUUAAAAAGAAAGCACAUUUCCGAGCAAGAAAGGAGUUCCACACAGUUCAUUCAAAACAACCUCAUGAAUGAACGCCAUGUUUACUACAACAGUUUUCCUUCCAAAAGUUACCCAUACACAGCACACGUGGCUGCUAUACGUAAAAGAGCAGAGAAGAUCCCCCGAUAUUGGCUGAGUCGCUCAUCUUGUUUACAUUGCGAGGGAGAUUUGACAGGCCAUGUGAUGCCAUUUGUUGAGAAACCUGAUACCUCCGUUUUGAGUCUCAACUAUGUAGAAUUGAGGUUCUUGGGAUUUCUCAACGACUGUGGUGGGUGUCCAUCUUCCAAUUAUAUGGUCUUGAACUUGAGCAGCUUGAUCUGGCAGAUGAAAGGUGCUUGGAUUGUUGCCGUGCUCGUGACAAGCAUGGGCAUUUUCCUGAUAACUGGGAACUUUGAAACUUACUGUGAAAUAAUCCUCAUUUGGGUCAUCUUGGCAAUCUUUGGCACUUAUGUUUCUGUUAUCCCUUAUGGUUGCUUCAAAAGAUCUGGUAAUGUUAGUGAAAAGAUGAAUAAAAUGCAGAGCUCUACUGAGCUGCACAAAGCGGCUGCAGUCAUGGAUGACUUGAAGUUAGAUAUGGAAGUGCCUGACAAUGCAAUUGAAUUUGUUGCUGUCAAGGAAGAGGUUAUUGAAGAUGCCAAUGAAGUGAACAACCAUAGAAUAAAAGUUCUCAAGGAUAUUGAUGGAGUGAAUGCCGUCUUUAUCAAAACGGAAAAGGAGGUAGAUACAGGUUGUGAAAGUACAGUUAAAAAAGAAAUCAACAAUCUGAAGGAAGAUGUUACAAAUGGCUCGGAUAAUUUGACGUGUGAAGAGGAAGAUCCAUUGUUCUUGCCAGUGCCACUUGCUUUCGAGGUCUGUGAGAACCUCUUCACACCAGACCAGACAUUAUACAAGAAAGAUAGUGAUGAGGAAACGCGCAAAAAGUCCGAAACAAAAGGGAAAUGUUUCUAUUGUGAGGUCUGUGACAAGAAACUCCCUUGCAAGAGUAAGCUUUUAGUUCACAUGAGAGUACAUACAAGAGAAAAGCCCUAUAAUUGUGAAAUUUGUAACCAGGCCUUCUCUCAGAAACAUCACAUGGUGGAACAUAUGAGAAUCCAUACGAAAGAGAAGCCUUAUAUCUGUGACAUUUGUUCUAAGCCAUUCUGUGGGAGGAGCAACCUUGUGAAACACAUGAGAGUGCAUACAAAGGAGAGACCAUAUAGUUGUGAUAUAUGCAGUAAAGCUUUCCCUGAGAAAAUUGCUCUGGAUAGACAUGUGAGAGUACAUACAAGAGAAAAGCCAUUUAAUUGUGAGGUAUGUAGUAAAUCAUUCUCGGAUAAAGGUAACCAAAAGAAACAUAUGCGAGUCCACAAUAAAAAGCCUAAGAAAUAUGGAAAGAAGUGAAAAAACAUUUUCCCAGAGAGGGGCAAAGGUGGUACACAGGGCUUAAUAUCCUCUCCUUUGUAAGACGGUGGAGUGGCAUUGCAUAUUUGUUGAUUUCUGUAUAUGUUUUAGGUAUCUAGGAUGUUAAACUUGUAUUGAGUCAGUAAAUUAGGAUGUUUUGGAAAUGAAUUCCUUUAUAGAGUUUCUUGUUGAAGAAAAGUGUGUAUAUAUAUAUAUAUUAUGUAUGUAUAUAUAAUAUAU
Molecule: messenger RNA, 2823 nt
Organism: Penaeus indicus
Lineage: Eukaryota; Metazoa; Arthropoda; Malacostraca; Decapoda; Penaeidae
Product: zinc finger and SCAN domain-containing protein 12-like
Exons: 12
Coding region: 1-2583 (860 amino acids)
Biological process (GO): regulation of transcription by RNA polymerase II
Molecular function (GO): DNA-binding transcription factor activity, RNA polymerase II-specific; RNA polymerase II cis-regulatory region sequence-specific DNA binding
Source: RefSeq, a predicted model, not a curated record